Hibiscus syriacus is the source of this 853-nucleotide messenger RNA. RefSeq names its product transcription factor MYB23-like. The record is from RefSeq and is a predicted model, not a curated record. The coding region runs from base 1 to 735 and encodes 244 amino acids. Lineage: Eukaryota; Viridiplantae; Streptophyta; Magnoliopsida; Malvales; Malvaceae. The transcript is spliced from 4 exons.
AUGUGCAGGCUUUUGUACAAACUUUACACCAUUUUCAUUGCUCAAUCAUCAAAAUUCAAAUCCAUUACUGCUGUCCUUUUCAUGAUGUCUGCAAUCCGCAGCUAUUUCAACACUUUGUAUCUUUCAAAUAUCCAUCACUGGAACGAAAGAAGCUCUAUACAAGCUCCGAUCGGCCCUAAGAGAUCAGAGUUCAACAAGGGAGCAUGGUCGACGGCUGAAGAAGAUAGAAGAUUGGCUGAAGUUAUAGCAGUUCAUGGUGCUAGAAAGUGGAGGACAAUUGCAAACAUAGCAGGUUUAAAUAGGUGUGGCAAAAGUUGCAGGCUGAGAUGGAUGAAUUAUCUUAGGCCUAACAUCAAGAGAGGAAAUAUAACAGACCAAGAAGAGGACUUGAUACAUAGGCUUCAUAAACUCCUCGGAAACAGGUGGUCUUUGCUAGCAGGGAGAUUACCAGGGAGAACUGAUAACGAGAUCAAGAACUACUGGAAUUCUCAUUUGAGCAAGAAAGUGAACCAGAACGAGAAACAAAGUGGAGCUUUGGCAAGACAAGGCUGCAAAGCUCAAAAGAGACUAGUGGAGAAUGCCAAAGAACAGGGUAGAGAAGAAAAUACAUCUGCCGGCUGUGAGGACUCGAAUAUCGACUUCGAUGUGGACGAGUUCUUCAAUUUCUCCAACGAGGACACCCGCAACUUGGAGUGGGUGAGCAGAUUUCUCCAAGUUGACGAGGGCUUUAACUGAAACUUCAUGGAACGGCAGUAACUUUUGUUUUUCGGUUUUUUUUUAUUUCCUAUGAUCAUGAUUCGUGAAUUUGAUGCAAUCCGUGUUGAUCUGUAAAACCUUGUUAUCCGUCGAUGAA